Molecule: messenger RNA, 660 nt
Organism: Scatophagus argus
Lineage: Eukaryota; Metazoa; Chordata; Actinopteri; Scatophagidae
Product: gamma-crystallin N-A
Exons: 4
Coding region: 1-552 (183 amino acids)
Biological process (GO): lens development in camera-type eye; visual perception
Molecular function (GO): structural constituent of eye lens
Source: RefSeq, a predicted model, not a curated record
AUGACUCAGUACUCAGGAAAGAUCGUGUUCUACGAGGGAAAAUGUUUCACUGGGAGGAAGCUGGAGAUCUGCAGCGAGUGCGACAACUUCCAGGACCGUGGCUUCAUGAACAGGGUCAACUCUGUCCGUGUGGAGAGCGGGGCCUUCAUCUGCUUCGACCAUCCAGACUUCAAGGGCCAGCAGUACAUUCUGGAGCACGGAGAGUACCCUGAAUUCCAGCGCUGGAAUGCCCAUAACGAUCACAUGGGCUCCUGCAGGCCAAUCAGGAUGCAUGGAGAGCACUACAGGAUGGAGCUGUUCGAAGGAGACAACUUCACCGGCCAGUGUGUGGAGCUGUGCGACGACUGUCCGUUCCUGCAGGCCAGAGGUCUGACCAAGAACUGUGUCAACUCCAUCAAGGUUUACGGAGACGGAGCCUGGGUCCUGUAUGAGGAGCCGAACUACCGCGGCCGCAUGUACAUCGUGGAGAGAGGAAAUUACUGCACCCACAUGGAGUGGCAGGCGGAGAACCCCAACAUCCAGUCUAUUCGCAGGGUGGCGAACUACUUCUAAAUCUCAUCUCACUGCCGGGGUCGUCCACAGAAGAAAAAUACACCACACUCUCAAGUCAUCUCCCGCUGACUCUGUGGGACUGUAAAAUAAUAAAAGACAAGGAAAAUG